ACACUUCACUCCGGCGGCUUUGUUCUGUUAUUAGCCGGAGCAGAUUCGCUGACGGCCGAGCAGUUUAUCUUCAGCUUCAAAGGAAAAACCAUCACGCCCAGAAGAAUCAACAUGAUGGAGACUCCCGACCCGCUCUCUGCCAAGUAUGAAGGCUCCUUUGCUUACUACACAGUGAAAGACCGUCUGCCUCAGAUUCUGACAAAAGUCAUAGACAACAUACAUCGAAAUAAGAAUAAGUUUUUGGAAGCUCAUGGGGAGGAAGGCAUUGAGGCAGAGAAGAAGGCUUUGUCUUUCUUUUCCAAGCUUAGGAAUGAAAUGCAGACCGAUAAGCCCAUGCUGCCGCUGAGCGACGAGCUGCCGGACGUGCAGAUCUGGAACCAGUACCUGGACUACCAGAGAACGCUGCUGAGCAAUGGUGAAGAGCCCAGCUGGUUCAAGUCCCCGUGGCUGUAUGUGGAGUGUUACAUGUAUCGCAGGAUCCAGGAAGGGAUGGCCCUCAGCCCUCCGAUAUCGGACUACGACGUCUUCAGAGAUUCCAAGAAUGACGGUUUCUUUCAGUCUCAGCAAGCAAUGUUGGCUCUGUGCACCCAUCUUCAGGAGAUGAAAGGGAGAAUAAAUAGUCUCAGCAAAGAUGAGGUCCGGGAUGAGAUCUACAAACUUCUGCAGGUGUCCCUAUGGGGAAACAAGUGCGACCUUUCCGUAUCCGGGGGUCAGGACAACUCCCAGACCACCAGCGUCCUGGCUUCACUCGAGGACUUCAAAGCCUUUAUCUUGGUGGACGACACAACUUCUGUCUGGAACAUCCUGUCGAUGAAAACAGACGGGAACACGGGGACAAGAGUCGACUUUGUUCUAGAUAACGCCGGCUUCGAGUUAAUCACCGAUCUGGUCUUGGCAGACGCCAUGUUGUCUCUCAACCUGGCCACAGAAGUCCAUUUCCAUGGAAAGGUGAAGCCGUGGUACGUCUCCGACACCACGAAGCACGACUUCGACUGGACCGUGCGCCAGUGUUUAGCCGCCAACAACAAGUGGAUGUCCAAGUGCGGGCAAACUUGGAAGGAGAACCUGAAGAAGGGCCGCUGGGUCUAUCAUGAACAUCUCUUCUGGACCCUGCCCCACGAGUUCUGCACCAUGGCCGAGGUGGCCCCCGAUUUAUACACUGAGCUGCAGAAAUCCGAUUUAGUUUUAUUUAAAGGAGACUUGAACUACAGGAAACUUACUGGAGACCGGAAAUGGGACUUCACCGUGCCCUUCUCCCAGGCGCUUAGGUCCUUUCACCCGGCUCCACUGUGCAGCAUCAGAACCCUGAAGGCCGACGUUCAGGUGGGGUUGCCGGCGGGGGUCGGAGAGCAGCUCGCGGCAACAGAGACAGACUGGCUGACAACCGGCAAAUAUGGCGUCAUCCAAUUCAGUCCUGUAGUUUGAGGCAGGCAUUGGAUACCUCCUUCUAGUGCCAUAUUUGCUUCAAAUAGCUUUAGUAACGGAGCUUCGGCGACCGAUGUUGAGCUGUUUACGGCGAGCGGUGACUGCCAGCAUCUGUUUCUGCGGUUAUUCUCGGAAAUUGAAAGCAGAAGUUUGAUCAAGGGGUUAAAGGGG
This is a messenger RNA of Hyla sarda, 1596 nucleotides long. RefSeq names its product acidic residue methyltransferase 1 (gene DCPH1). The record is from RefSeq and is a predicted model, not a curated record. Bases 112 to 1425 code for a protein of 437 amino acids. Gene Ontology annotation, molecular function: phosphatase activity. The transcript has 6 exons. Lineage: Eukaryota; Metazoa; Chordata; Amphibia; Anura; Hylidae. Gene Ontology annotation, biological process: DNA damage response. Gene Ontology annotation, cellular component: nucleus; cytoplasm.